GAGGAAACAGAUCAUCACACACUCACAGAUGCGAGACCCGGAAUUUACUUAAUUCUUAGUUAGGUCUCUGGUUGACUCUUCCCCUUUGCAGUAUUUUUUCUGUGACCUCCUUCCAGGUGUGACACACAUUCAGCAGCAGAAGAGGAAGACGUUUCAGAAUGUCUGUAGGGCUAGAGUUGAUAGGCAUCUCCCUGUGCAUUUUGGGAUGGAUUAUUGCCAUUGUGGCGUGCGCUCUUCCUAUGUGGAGGGUGACAGCCUUCAUCGGCAGCAACAUUGUGACAGCUCAGAUCAUCUGGGAGGGCCUGUGGAUGACUUGCGUGGUCCAGAGCACGGGCCAGAUGCAGUGUAAGGUCUAUGACUCCAUGCUUGCACUCUCCCAAGACCUCCAAGCUGCCCGCGCCCUCACCAUCAUCUCCAUCCUGUUAGCCAUCCUAGCAGUGCUCAUUGGCAUCGCUGGGGCCAAGUGCACAAACUGCAUUGACGACGAGGCAUCCAAGGCCAAGGUGAUGAUCAUCUCUGGGGUCUUCUUCAUUAUUUCCGGGGUCAUGCAGCUCAUUCCUGUCUCUUGGGCGGCCAACACCAUAAUCAGGGACUUCUACAGCCCUUUAAUUACUGACGCUCAGCGGAGGGAGCUGGGGGCCUCGCUGUACAUCGGCUGGGGAGCAGCUGGCCUCCUGAUUCUCGGUGGCGGAAUGCUCUGCUGCUCCUGUCCGCCACGUGAGACCAGAUACAACCCUUCACGAAUGGCUUACUCUGUCUCACGGUCCGUAGGUGGCCCCGGGUUGGAAAAGAAAGACUAUGUAUGAAUGAAGGUCAAAGAGGAAAAGAUAUUAUUGAAUUUUAAACCUGUGGUCCACACCUACUGGUGUGCUGAGGAAAAGAGCUCAAGGAAACAAGGAGACUCCGUAAUGAAGGAUGUGUUAUAUUUUGCCUUUCAUGUUAAGUAUCUCGGACGUAGGCUCUUUGUGUUUUUAGAGACUAAAAGAUCAUGCAAAAGGACAUUGAAGUGGAACUUUGAUCAAGUUUCAAAACAAA
This is a messenger RNA of Etheostoma cragini (Arkansas darter), 1035 nucleotides long. RefSeq names its product claudin-3-like. The record is from RefSeq and is a predicted model, not a curated record. Gene Ontology annotation, molecular function: structural molecule activity. Bases 159 to 806 code for a protein of 215 amino acids. Gene Ontology annotation, biological process: cell adhesion; bicellular tight junction assembly. NCBI's taxonomy places the organism in Eukaryota, Metazoa, Chordata, Actinopteri, Perciformes, Percidae. The transcript has a single exon. Gene Ontology annotation, cellular component: bicellular tight junction; plasma membrane.